This is a messenger RNA of Tetranychus urticae (two-spotted spider mite), 1474 nucleotides long. RefSeq names its product synaptophysin-like protein 1. The record is from RefSeq and is a predicted model, not a curated record. NCBI's taxonomy places the organism in Eukaryota, Metazoa, Arthropoda, Arachnida, Trombidiformes, Tetranychidae. Gene Ontology annotation, cellular component: synaptic vesicle; synaptic vesicle membrane.
UGUAAAUUAAUAGUAAGAUCCGAAGAGUAAGAUUGUAAGUCUUUCUCUACUCUUUGGUAAAAUCUGAUACAAAUAAGAUAGACGUGUUCAUUGCGAUAAAACAAUAAGCAAUUGAAUUCAAAUCAUUUUGAAAAUUGCUUCAAACAAACAUCCUUCAUAUCAUUUCAUUUUCAGCCUUUAACUGUUAAUUAAUCUAGUUUAAUGGUCGCCAUUGAUCAACCUACAGUAAAAUCCAAAGGAAAGGAAAGCAGGUCAAAAAGAGUUUGAGUAAUAUUUACCUUUUUCAGACUUUAACUGUUUUUAUUGGAAAGGGUCAACAAUCAUAAUCUUUCCAUAUAAACAUGGAACUCAAUACCAGAGUAAUCAAAGAGCCUCGAGGAUUUAUUCGUAUAUUGCAAUUGAUUUUCGCAAUAUUUGCUUUUGCAACGACUUCUGGUUUUAAAGGAACUUCGGAAUUGGAAAUGUACUGUUCAGGGCAGUUAACGGAAAGCGAGCCAGUAAACACAGAAAAGUUGACCAGAAAGAUUGAAUACAAAAUUGAAUAUCCAUUCGAAUUAGAGAAAAGUCAAUUUACAAUAAUUCCUAACUGCACGAAUCCAGAUACUAUUGUCUCUCGAAAUUUCCCAAUGGAUUUUUCCAGUUCGGCAAGAUUUUUCGUAACAACAGGAGUCCUCUGUAUGUUAUAUUGUAUUGGAGCUUUAGCCUUUUACCUGACCUCGGCUCCUAUUUAUGCAACCAAUCCAUUGAUCCCUGUUCUUGAUCUGGUGGCAACUGGUAUUUUCACCAUUUUCUGGUUUGCUGGAUCAUGUGCUUGGGCUGCCGGUGUCUCGGACCUCAAAUAUUAUACCAAUCCAAGUACUUUCAAAAGACACUUGAAAGUUUGUGAUGUAAAACCAACAAUUUGUUCAACUAAAUCUUUAGCUAAUUGGUCUUCUCUUAAUGUAUCAUUGAUAUUUGGGUUUGCUAACUUCUUCUUAUGGGCAGCCAGCAUGUGGUUUGUUUAUAAAGAGACUCAAUUCCACCCUAAAUCAGAAGCUGGUCCUAUGCCUCCUGGACCACCAAUGCCAAAUUAUCCUCCUCAAGCUCAAGAUAGCUUUGGUGGUUAUGGUGAUCCCAUAGGAGCUCAACAAAAGUCUGGUGGGCAAUAUCCAAAUGAGCAACAAUUUGUUGGACAGUAUUAAAUCGAGAUAUGAAUCUACUUUUAAGCUAAAUAUAUCAGAACUAAUUUCUUAAAAAGAGUUCGAAAACAUGAUGGAAGUGAAACAUUUGAAUAUUGAGUUAAACAAAAGCAAUACGUUUUGAUUUGUGAACUAGUCGCCAAAAAAAGUAAACCCAUAAGAUAAAAGCACAAUUAAUUAUAUUGAGAAUGUUCCAUGUAGAAAAUUUUUCGUUUGUUUGAAUAUCAUGUUUGUUUUUCAGUGUCACUCAUUGUAAAUAUCCACUGUAAUAAAAGAGAAUGCGAUUAUAAAAUUUA